This is a messenger RNA of Cooperia oncophora, 312 nucleotides long. The record is from the annotation of a GenBank genome assembly. Lineage: Eukaryota; Metazoa; Nematoda; Chromadorea; Rhabditida; Trichostrongylidae.
AUGCUGGUCAACCUGGUCUGCUGCCUGGCCGCUGUGCUUGGGAUACCAGCGAAUCUCUUCGUACUGGUCGCGAUCUUCUAUUUCCGCAGGGAAAUGCGCACGAUAUCCAACAUCUAUAUUGGAAAUCUUGCUGUGGCCGAUUUACUCUUCCUUUCUGGUACUCCAAUCGUUAUCACCCAAUCGAUAACGAAACACUGGAACUUUGGAAGUGUUGUCUGUAAAGGAUUCGUCUGCGGAAAUGGGAAUGGAUCGAGCCGGUGUUUGGGAGACGAGCACUACUACUGCAACAUUGUAGGACUAACGCUCCAGUGA